AGACCGAGAAAGGCUGUUGAGCAAUACAUUAAUAUUAUAUAUAUAUAUAUAUAUAUAUAUUUACAUUACUACAUACUUUUACUCACAGCAAGUGUGAAGAUUUUGUAUUAGUGUUAGUGACAUUUUUUCUUGCUUACAUUGCCAUGAAGCGACUUGUUAUGUUUCGUCGGUUAAACAAGAUGGAACAUGGCGUUGUAGGUUUGUAUGUCUCACGACGUCUUUCCUCCGACAAAUACGUAAACAAAAGAAUUCAACAAAAGCUGCUCAUUGAUGAUGAUGGUCAUUGGGUGGAGGCUGAGAUAGAUAAGAAUAUCAAUGUUCCAGAGGAGCGUUACGCUCAUCAGAAGGAAAUGGAGCUCCUCAAAAAGAUGACCAAGAUGCUAGGGACAGAGAAAGAAGAGGAGAAAGAGACGAAGGAGCAAGAUACCUAGUCUAGCCGUCGCCAAGACAAGGUCAAAAUGGGUCCAUCAUUGGAAAUAAAUAAUCGGUUAGAGACCCGGCUGAGUGUGUUUCAUAAAACAAUUCCAACGUCCUUUGGGGUUUAUCCUUAAACAAAAUGACACCACCCUCUUUGGUUUUCAAACAAAUGCAUACUUUAAUAUCUCUAAUUUACAUCCAAAAGAGGUAUUAAGUAUGCAUGUUCCUCUACCUGUAUAGAGAAACGGAAAAAUACUGUAUUGAAGAUGAAAAAGAUUUAUAUCACAAUUGCCAAGAUUUGCUUAUUAGUGAUGAGUAGCUGCCUUUUGUUUUUAUGAAAAUAUUACCGAUAGGAUCACUUUGCUUUAACGAAUAUUUUCCCAAUGAAAUAUUUUUUUGCUUGUUGAGUAAAUGUAUAUAAUAAAAUAUAUGCGAAAAUCUAUUUUUUUAUUAGCAAUGAUUUAGACUAUUUAAAUUAGCAAAUACAAAAACUAAAUUAGGGAAACCAAAAUGUAUCCAUUUUGGAAUUUAGGGUAAACUAAAUCAGAAAAGGCACUCUUAGGUAGUUUUUUUCGUUUUAUUGCAACUCCUUAUACAUAUUUGCUAUACUAUAUAUUUUUUCAAAGUUUUUCGGGUAUAAUAGAAAUCUCUUUUUCUGCAAAUGUCUAAGGCAGAAGUAAGAGGCUAUGAAACGACGU
Phytomonas sp. EM1 is the source of this 1115-nucleotide messenger RNA. The record is from the annotation of a GenBank genome assembly. NCBI's taxonomy places the organism in Eukaryota, Euglenozoa, Kinetoplastea, Trypanosomatida, Trypanosomatidae.